Molecule: messenger RNA, 1690 nt
Organism: Pseudomyrmex gracilis
Lineage: Eukaryota; Metazoa; Arthropoda; Insecta; Hymenoptera; Formicidae
Gene: TyrRS-m
Product: tyrosine--tRNA ligase, mitochondrial
Exons: 3
Coding region: 201-1586 (461 amino acids)
Biological process (GO): tyrosyl-tRNA aminoacylation
Cellular component (GO): cytosol; mitochondrion
Molecular function (GO): tyrosine-tRNA ligase activity; ATP binding; RNA binding
Source: RefSeq, a predicted model, not a curated record
AGAGGGCUUUAGCGUUUAAACGAAGCGAGGAAGGUUAAGAGAGCUGGACCGCAAGGGAUGGAUGCCGCAAUUGUUUACCAAAUAUCAAUGACAAUAUAAGUUUGCACCUACUUCCGCGCAGGAAAUACAAAGAGAUUCGACUUGCCGAAUUCGAAGAUAGUGAUCAAUAUUAAUUUCAAAGUGCACAAUUGCAAAGCAAAAUGAACAUUCGCUCGUUGAUGAGGUUAUGCUCCAGUUUCAAACACGAUAAUUUUAACAAACACAGAUUUUACUGCAGCAGAAAUAUACUGAAACUGUAUGAAAGGGGCAUGUACGAAAGUGUAUUUCCCGAUAUUAGUAAAGACAAAAUAGCAAAUUUAUUAAACAAAUCGCCGCAAUGUGUGUACGCUGGUUUUGAUCCAACAGCGGAUAGCCUGCAUGUUGGCAAUUUGCUCAUCUUGAUGAAUCUCUUACACUGGCAAAGAGCGGGACAUCAAGUUAUAGCUCUUGUAGGAGGAGCUACAGGCUUGAUAGGUGAUCCCAGUCACAGAAGUUCCGAGCGCGUUGAAAUGGACAAAUUUUUAAUUCAGGAGAACAUCAAGUCCAUCACAAAGAAUAUAGAGACCAUCUUUGACAAUCACAGAGCUCAUUUCUUGAAAAAGCAUCAAGAUUUGAAGCCCCUUAUUGUAGUAAACAAUAUAGACUGGUAUAAGGACAUAAAUGUUAUUGACUUUAUCAGAGAUGUCGGCAAAUAUUUCAGGAUAGGCACAAUGUUGGGCAGAACGUCCGUUCAGUCGCGAUUGAAUUCCGAGACGGGAAUGAGUUUCACCGAAUUCACUUAUUCGCUGUUCCAGUCGUACGACUGGCACCAACUGAUGAAAAAGUACAAUUGCCGCUUCCAAAUCGGCGGAAGCGAUCAAAUGGGCAAUAUCGUGUCGGGAUAUGAUCUAAUCACUAGGAGCACGGGAAAGGAGGUCUACGGCAUAACGUUACCUCUCAUUACAGCCGAAGGUGGGAAGAAGUUCGGGAAGUCUCUUCAGAACGCAGUUUGGUUGUCUCCGGAAAAAUCAUCGAGCUUCCAACUGUAUCAAUAUUUCAUCAGAGCCAAGGAUUCCGAUGUGGAAAGGUUUUUAAGACUGUUCACAUUUUUGUCGCUUAACAAAAUCACUGAAAUCGUCGAGUAUCACAUGAAAAGUCCGGAAGAUAGGAUAGCGCAAAAAAAAUUAGCGGAGGAAGUUACUCUUUUGGUACACGGAGAGGAAGGAUUGAUAGCCGCGAAACGCGCGUCAGCAGCGUUAUACGACAAGUCAAUCGAGUCCUUCGUCAGGCUGAACGCAUCGGAAAUAGCAGAUGUGUUCGAAGGUGCGACCAUAGUCGACGUUAUGACCGAGCCGGGAAUCACCGUGUACGAUCUGGCGAUGAAAGUUAAGUGCUUUAAGACGGAAGACGACGCGCAACGAAUUAUAACGGCGGGCGGGUUUUACAUAAAUCAUCAACGGAUCAUGAACAAGCAUGAAGUAAUCGUACCUGGCAUACAUAUAUUAAGCAACAACGUGUCCUUGCUAAGAGUAGGUAAAAAAACAUACCAUAUUGUCCGAUGGCAAUAGUUGGUGUUGAAAAUAUGUGUACAAAUGUAUCGUAAAUAAAACAGUUUGAUACUUAGAAUAUUUAAUAAGAAAUUUACAACAAUCUCUUUCGAUUCGCGUCUUCU